AUGGUUUCCCAAUUCCAUCUAUUGCCUCAAACAUUUGCCAUAACAUUCUAUGUUCUUGUAUGCAUAUUUGUGAGCGUUGAGCCAGCCAUUACAAGCACUGUCACGGACAAGGAGGCUUUGAUCUCAUUCAAGUCAGGGGUCAGUCUCCCUCCAUCUUAUUGGGACCAAAACUCAUCUCUAUGCACCAACUGGACUGGAGAUGUUUGCAACAAACUUGGCAACAGAGUUGUUGCUCUUCAGCUUUCCGGCUUGGGACUUGCAGGCUCCAUAAGCCCUCACAUCGGUAACCUCUCCUUCCUCCGUUCCCUUCACCUUCAAAACAACAAAUUAAUAGGAAACAUUCCCUCUCAAUUUCUCCACCUUUUCCGCUUGAAAUCUCUAAACUUGAGCUCCAACACCAUUCAAGGUCCACUGCCAUCAAACAUGACCCAACUUAUUGCGCUCCAAACACUUGACUUGGCCUCAAAUAACAUCACAGGAACUCUUCCUGAAAAUCUCAGUCGCUUGAAAAAUCUUCAAGUCUUGAAUUUGGCACGAAACAAUCUUCAUGGUCCAAUCCCAUCAUCCAUAAGCAACCUCUCAUCCACUCUCACACAUUUGAACUUAGGCACAAAUAGUCUCAGUGGUAGGAUACCGAGUGAAUUGGGUUUCCUUUAUAAACUCAAGGAACUUGAUCUUGCUGUUAACCAACUCACUGGGACUGUUGCCCUUUCCAUAUACAACAUCUCUUCUCUAGUUUUGUUCACCGUAGCUUCAAACCAACUAUGGGGUGAGAUUCCAAGCAAUAUUGGUCACACACUUCCAAAUCUUCUAUACUUCAGAACUUGUAUCAAUCAAUUCACGGGAAAAAUUCCUGCUUCUUUGCACAAUAUCUCCGGUAUUCGAUCAAUUCGCUUGGCCAACAACUUGUUUGAAGGAUCAGUUCCACCAGGCCUUGGAAAUUUGCAGUUCCUUGAAAGGUACAACAUUGGUUUCAAUCAGAUCCUUAGCUACGGCGACGAUGGUCUCAGUUUCCUCACUUCCUUGACAAACAACACCCGUCUCCAAUUCCUUGGCAUUGAUGAUAAUAAUUUGGAGGGUGUAAUUCCAGAGUCCAUUGGCAAUCUCUCUGGAGUUAUCGAAAAGCUGUACAUGGGAGGGAACCAUAUUUACGGUCACAUACCCUCCUCAAUUGGUCACCUCAGUAGCUUGACUUUGCUUAAAGUAAGCUACAAUUUGAUCUCUGGUGCAAUCCCACCUGAAAUAGGCCAGCUGAAAGAUUUGCAAAUGCUUGGUUUAGCAGCAAACAAAAUGUCUGUCCAUAUUCCAAACUCCUUAGGUAAGCUCAGAAUGUUGAACAACAUUGAUUUAUCCGGAAAUUACUUUGUUGGCAAUAUACCCCCUUCUUUUCCCAACUUUCAGAAGUUGCUUUCCAUGGACUUAUCCAACAACUUGCUCAAUGGAAGCAUUUCUAGAGAAAUAUUUCUAAGCCUCCCAAUCCCAAGUUUGAGCACCAUUUUGAAUUUGUCCAACAACUUUUUGAGUGGAACUUUGCCUGAAGAAAUUGGGCUCCUAGGAACUGUGGUCACUAUAGACCUCUCCGACAACCGCUUCUCUGGAUCCAUUCCCAGCUCAAUCGGAAAGUGUUCAAGCUUGGUGGGAUUGUUCAUGGUCAGAAAUACACUUUCUGGUCCUCUUCCUAAUGCUCUUGGAGAAAUGAAAGGUCUUGAGAUUCUAGACCUGUCCUCAAACCAGCUUUCUGGGUCCAUUCCUGAUACACUUAAAGACCUACGGGUUCUGCGCUACUUGAACCUUUCCUUUAAUCUCUUAGAAGGAGUAAUUCCUAAUGGUGGAAUAUUUGUUAAAAAUAUCUCUAGUGUCUAUCUUGAAGGCAACCCAAAGCUCUGCCUACAUUUUCCUUGUGUGGAGAGUGCUGCAAGCAGUCAUAGGAGAAAAGUACUGGUCUCAGUUACAACAAUAUUGGGAAUAUUGGCAGUAUGCAUUAUGGGUGGUUGUUUGCUCUAUGUUAGGAAAAGCAAAGCAAGAGUAGCAGCAACUUCUGAUUUAGUAGUAAAAGGGGCAGCAUCGAAUGGGUGUCUAAGAGAAGGAAUUGAAGUUGCAGUGAAGGUGCUUGAUAUAAGAAAGACAGCAUCCUUGAAGAGUUUUUUGGCAGAGUGUGAGGCACUGAGGAGCACAAGGCACCGAAAUCUUGUUAAGCUGAUCACAUCAUGCUCCAGCAUAGACUUUAAGAAUAUGGAGUUUCUGGCUUCGGUUUAUGAGUAUCUGAGUAAUGGGAGCUUGGAAGAUUGGAUUAAGGGUAAGAGAAAGAACGCAAAUGGAGAUGGAUUGAACAUUGUGGACAGACUCAAUGUGGCCAUUGAUGUUGCUUGUGGGUUGGAUUAUCUGCAUCAUGAUUGCGAAGUUGCAGUGGCACACUGUGAUUUAAAGCCUAGCAACAUUCUUCUGGACAGAGAUAUGACUGCGAAAAUUGGAGAUUUUGGGCUGGCCAAGUUGCUGAUAGAAAGAACUGGCAAUAACGAUCUCAGCUCCACAAAUGUCCUAAAGGGUUCCAUAGGAUAUAUGCCCCCAGAGUAUGGUUUUGGACAAAAACCAUCGACAGCCGGAGAUGCAUACAGUUUCGCAGUGGUGCUGUUGGAGCUGUUUACUGGAAAAAGCCCAACCCAUGAAAAUUUCACAGGAGAUCAAAACCUUAUUAGAUGGGUGCAAUCAGCCUUCCCUGAAAACAUUGUACAGGUACUAGACUCUGAGCUGCUACACCUCAUGCAGCAUCUGCCUAAUGAAGGCCAAAUUAAUAUCAUCCCCGAAGCAGAACGUAAUUGCCUGAUCUCAAUUAUGGAGGUUGGGAUCUCUUGUACUUGUGCUUCGCCUGAUGGACGCAUUGGCUUGAGGGAUGCCCUUUGCAAACUGGAAACUGCUAGACAAACCCUUUUCGAGCAUACUCAUGUCUGA
Messenger RNA from Prunus armeniaca (apricot), 2949 nucleotides. Lineage: Eukaryota; Viridiplantae; Streptophyta; Magnoliopsida; Rosales; Rosaceae. The record is from the annotation of a GenBank genome assembly.